CUUUCUUCCCCGCAACAUCUGUGACGACGCUCCGCCGCAAUGGGAUACAAACCAUUCCGCUCGACAUACUACGACGACCGCAUGCGGGCUUCGCCGGCCCUGCUGCGAGCCCGAGCGCCGUAUCUGGUCAAGAACACCAUCACGGGCUUCGCCAUCUGCUCACUGGUGAUUGGCAUAUACACAUACACCAUCAAUGCCAUCUCCCAGGACGAGUUCGAGGACGUCAUUGUACCAGACAAGCCGCUCGACCGGUCCGCUCAGCCCACCACCCAGGCCCUUCAGCAGGCCAUGGAUGCGCGCAAGUAAAGACAAAAGCUGCUUGUAUAUUAGUGUAUAAGACAUGUAUGCAUUGGGUUGGCGCUUCGGGAAUGAUUCGGGAAAUACCACUUUUUUCGCCAUUUGCAAUCGCCUUGACUCUAACACGUCGCGCUACCAACCAUGACCGUGUGUCGAAACCUCUGUUCCA
Molecule: messenger RNA, 466 nt
Organism: Exserohilum turcica Et28A
Lineage: Eukaryota; Fungi; Ascomycota; Dothideomycetes; Pleosporales; Pleosporaceae
Exons: 3
Coding region: 40-306 (88 amino acids)
Biological process (GO): mitochondrial respiratory chain complex IV assembly
Cellular component (GO): mitochondrial inner membrane
Source: RefSeq, a predicted model, not a curated record